Messenger RNA from Vollenhovia emeryi, 7766 nucleotides. RefSeq names its product guanine nucleotide exchange factor DBS-like. NCBI's taxonomy places the organism in Eukaryota, Metazoa, Arthropoda, Insecta, Hymenoptera, Formicidae. The record is from RefSeq and is a predicted model, not a curated record. Gene Ontology annotation, cellular component: cytoplasm. Gene Ontology annotation, molecular function: guanyl-nucleotide exchange factor activity; protein binding. Gene Ontology annotation, biological process: intracellular signal transduction. The transcript has 16 exons. The coding region runs from base 1003 to 4146 and encodes 1047 amino acids.
GAAUAAUUCAUACUUAUAACUGUGAAUCAGUGAACAUUCACUGUUUUCAGUGAUAAUCCACUGACUGACUUAGAGACUACGUCUACAGAGUGUCUUAAAGAUAUGACGUGUUUUAAGGCCUGUGUCCACGAUGCCAGUUCUUGGUCCAGGUUCUAGUUUCGAGAAAUGUGUAAUCAAUCAACUUGCAGCUAUUCCAUAGAAGGCCUUUAGACAUGCAUUGCCAUCCGGGCGUCUUCUAGCCAAAAAUGGGAACUCUUGCGCUCUACCGGAUUUGAGAAUACCUGUAGUCAUCAGCCUGCUUGCAUAGCGUCGAUCGGAAUAGCCGAUAUUAUCGCGCAACGUUUAAUUACAACGAUAACUUCCCGCCGGCGAACUUCUGCUGCCGCGCCGCGCCGUCAGCUCGCUCGCAGUAUCGUGUACCAAUUUUCGUUGCAUAACGUCGAAAGCGACGAUGUACAGAGUCGGAGCCUCAAAGCGCAGCCUCGGCGCGGGGCUUUCAUGCAAAAUUACAAAGCAUAAAUUCCGGCCGCUACAAUCUCGUUCCUCAUGUACUAGUUGUUUCUUCUCUUUCCGCCGCGACAUUGACGAAAUCUAGAUUGGAAAUUAUCGCGCGCCGAUUGCGGGCACUUCGGCAAAUUGCGAUAACAAAAUUGAGACCGCAAUUUCCUCCCGCCGGGGCGGGGAGAGGUCAGACAUCGUUAAAGAAUUUUCCCCAAGCCGCCGUGUCUACGAAUCACUCUGUACGUCGCGUUCGAUGUCUCUCGCUACGCAGUGCCGUUGCAGUAGUGCCUGAGCGGCCUCGCCGCGGUCUCCAGCCGUUGAAGACGCGAGGACGAAGGCCGGGACCGUUGAAGUGGACGACGAUCCGUGCCGGCUUGUGAAGCGCGCUGUAGCCUGGUCGAUGAUUCCCCGCGUCGCGGCGGAGCGUUGAUUGUGCCAGCCCGGCGGUAUUGUGCAAGUUGCAACGUUCAGUGACAAUACGAUAAAUAUCGGAGCGCCAAGAUGAUUCUCCGCCGAAAGUCGCAGCACACCUGCAACUGUCCCUGCCACCAGCACUGCUCGACCAAAUGCGCAGAUGUAGAGAGUAUGACAGGCGAGAUAGAAAAUGGAGACUUGGCAGUUCGAGACGUUGCAGACCUUCUCCAGGCACAAUACGCUAUUAUUACUGGAGGGAAAACGCGAGAGGGAUGUCCUAUAAUCACAUUUCCGGACAAUGGCAAUUUUCAUAAUUUGACUGAUUUGGAUUAUCAGCGUCUCAUGCUGUAUCUCACUUCUGUGCCAACGUUGCAAGAAGCUGAUCUUGGGUUCCAUUUGAUAAUUGAUCGGAGAAACGAUAAGUGGAAUUCAGUGAAAACGGUGCUCCUAAAGAUUUCUGCAUUUUUCCCCGGUUUGGUACACGUCGCGUACGUGCUACGGCCAGUCGGAUUUCUGCAAAAGGCAAUCUCGGAAGUGUCGAAUAAAUUGUUCCGGGAGGAUUUCAAGUUCAGGGUCAUAUUCUUAGCCAACGUCGCCGAGCUGCACGAAUUCAUAGAGUCGGAGCAGCUCACCGAGCAACUAGGCGGCGAUUUACCGUAUUGCCAUCACACUUGGAUACAGAACAGAAUUAGUUUGGAAAAGUUUUCAUCGAUGACACAGGACGUGUCUCUCGCGUUAGACUCUUUCACGCGACGUUUGGCCGAAGUGGAAUUUCCUAACAACACUAUCGCCACGACAACGUUAUUGUCGCAGCAACAAGCUGAGUAUAACGAGCUGAAGGAAGAAAUUCUCAGCGCUGCCAGGCACGGAGAAGCUCUGUUGGAUAGCGUACGACAGCUAACUGGAAAAGGAACGGCCGACAGAUUAGGAAAUGUCGCUGCAGUAGAGAGACUACUCGUCCAGUUGGAGGAAACCGAGCGAACCUUCGACCUGUUUUGGUCGCAUCACAGUUCACGCUUGAGGCACUGUCUGGCUCUGCGGCAGUUCGAGCAGGAUUUUCGGGAAUUGCAGGCGACGUUAGAUCAGCAUCUGAAGACGGCGGAAGAAAUGACGGAGGUCGGCGAGACGCAGGCGAGAGUGGAGCAAUUGUUGCACGACACAACGGCAUUUCAGCGAAUAUGCAGAGGAGAUAUAGAUCGAGCGGAGGAGGUGAUAUCCGCUGGCCAGCAGCUGUUGUCCGGCAGGCAUCAGUGCCCGACGGACGUUGUGGAGCCCAAAUGUGUGGAAUUGCAAAGAGUCUGCACUAUUCUCAGCCAGAGACUAGAGAGACGACUGCACAUGCUGACCAAGUGCAGGGAACUUAUGGAGCGUAUAGAUAAGGCUAACACAUGGUGUACGCGAGGGAUAGAAUUGCUAGCGUCGCAGAAUAGCACGACGUUGCCGGAUCAGGCGCUCCAAGAGCUGCAGCAGUUGAUCGAAGCCGCGGAGGAGUUUCACCAUCCCCGAUGUAUCUUCCAGGACUCCGUGAUGCCGGAGACUAAAGCGCUCAUUACGCAAGUUCUGCAAAGGAUAGAGGAUGUGUCCCUGAUGUGCGACAAGAGGAUAAUGGCACUAAAACAGCAGUUGAUUAAACCAGCCAGACCAGUACAAACCGUCACUCCAGAACCAGUCAAACCCUUACAAUCACUGCCUCAAAUCGUUAAGUCCGGCAGAAUUCUCAAGAAAGCUAAUACCAUGCCAAAGAUGGAGAUGAGUCCUAUAGAGGGAGAGUCUUCGUCGCCGGAGAGCGAACCUCGGGACGUCGAAGCUCUGCGCUUAAAGCGCGGCCACGUCUUGACGGAACUCGUGGAAACCGAGCGAAUCUACGUCGCCGAGCUCGGCUCGAUCGUCAAAGGCUACAAGAUGGAAAUGACGAACGAGGCGAUGGCGCAUUUGAUACCCGCGGCACUAGUUGGCAAAGCGGACGUGUUGUUUGGAAAUUUAGAGGAUAUUUGUAUUUUUCACGGGGAGACGUUCCUGCGGGACUUGGAGAAUUGCAUUUCGAACACUGAGCUCGUCGCUUUGUGCUUCGUCCAAAGGCGCGAGAUGUUCUUCAGAUUGUACAGUUAUUAUUGUCAAAACAUUACGCGAUCUGAGAGAUUGCGCGAACAGAUACAAAGCGAGCCGCAGUUUCUUGCGGCCUGCCAGCAGAAGCUUGGCCACAAGCUGCCGCUCGCUGCAUACCUUCUCAAGCCCGUUCAGCGAAUUACCAAGUACCAGUUGUUGUUAAAGGAUUUGUUAAAGUAUAGCGACGAGCCUUCGUGCUGCACCGAGUUGCAGGAGGCACUGGACUGCAUGCUAGUUGUGUUAAAGUGCGUCAAUGACAGCAUGCAUCAAACUGCGAUAACGGGUUUUGGAGGCGAUCUGAGUGCACAGGGUGAAUUAUUGUUACAAGGCUCAUUUAGCGUCUGGAGCAGUAGUAAGCGGGAGCGAUUGUUGCGACUAAAACCAUCUCAACGACAUAUUUUCUUAUACGAGAAGGCAAUGAUAUUUUGUAAGCAUAGCAAGCCUCAGGCCCACGACAAAGCCACGUAUCACUUUAAGAGAUAUUUGAAGAUGUCGCAGAUUGGUUUGACGGAGUCGGUGAAAGGUGAUGCCAAGCGAUUCGAAAUAUGGUUGCAGGGUAGAGCUGAGGUGCACACGAUACAAGCGCAGAACAUCGACGUGAAGCAAUCCUGGGUACGUCAGAUCAAAGGCGUUCUGAUGUCCCAGCUAGCCGAACUUAAAGGCAAACAGAAUUCGGCUCUUGGCAAAUCCAAUCAUAAGCCGUUGCGGCAAACUAUUUCGUGGGAAGCGCAAGGCAGUAUAUCGGGAUCUCUGCGAACGUUAUCCGUCGACAGCAACAGCGUUAUCUCCCACAUGACCGACGUGUCGCAGUCCACGGAGGAGGAUACGGCGUGGAGUUCGGAGAACAGCAACACGGACGAGGAAGACGCCUUUGGCGACAGUCCGGGACCGGCACCUGGCGGAAGAUACGUGGCGUUGGCCGAUUAUUGCGCGGUGGGACAGUCGGAAGUCACGAUGCGCGAGGGUGAUACCUUGGAGCUUCUCAAGGUCGGCUGUGCCGGCUGGUGGUUCAUCAAGCUGAUAGGUAGCGGCCUGGAGGGUUGGGCGCCCGCGGCGUAUCUGGAACCGAUCAGUCGGAAAACGUCACGCAGCUCGCAGUCGGUGAACAGUCAGGAGACUAUAUGAAAUAGGCGACUAACACACUAGAGGACCCGCUAGUGUGUUAGAUCUUUGGCUCGUCUCCGCAGAUCGCCGCAGUCCCGUCAAGGGACACCGCAUUCACCGUUCGGAGCGGUGUCUCGAGGAUUUUUCCAGGCGGCGGACGGUUUUUUGGAAAUCUUUUACAGCAUUUAAACUAGACGAUGAGUUGCGUCAUUUUGUGUACCUUUCUUACGCGACACGGCGUACGGGAGAUUUGUCGAGUGACGCCUUUGCGUUCGCGAUACGAGGAACGUUAAGUUGAACAGGAUUUUUACGUUCACGGGAAUUUUAUACUAAUUAUGCAUAACGAGAGGUGGACAAGACGGAGGGAGAAGCCUCACGUUUCGCGACCUUCGCGCCGCGAACGAUCGGUCGAGCGAGAUUGUCGCGGUUUGCUUACAGAUUGGACGAACUCGUUCGCGAGCACGGAAUGGCGUUUACUAAAUUGUACAAAAUGUUUGAAUUAAGGGGUGUAUACGUGCACGCGCACAAUGGAUUACGAGACAAUGAUCUCGUAUGUCGAUCACACUACAAUUUCUAUAACGAUGUACACGCUAUAGUCAGCGGCAAGCGGGAGCCAGGAGGGAUCCCGACGUUAAAUCGCACGCGUCCUCGCGUUCGAUCGCUUAUAAUUCGUUAUAAGGAGAAUCUGCAUGAAGAAGUAUGUAUUCUGUAAAUGGUAGUUUCUACUUGCGACCCGAGUAAUCAAAUAUCGGCUGUACGCGAUUAUUCCAAAGUUUAAUAUUGUUGUGAGAGAGAGAGUGAGAGUGAGAAUGAGAGAGAGAAAGAGAGAGAAAAAGAGAGACGCGUGACACUUUCGUCCAUAGAGUUCUGUCGACGACACGCGUAACUUCCUUUUGCCGAUAAAUGAUCUUACUCUCGCUCGGUGUAUUUCGCGGCGUCGCGAGUAAUUAGACGUCGAUCGUCGGACAAACCGCUGCCGUCGAUCGCGUCAGUUGUGUAUCGUCAUAUGUUGGCUUAGAGUUCUUAGAUAGAGCCCUAGUUGCAUCGUUCACAACCGAAUAGUACAAUUUUAGCGCAGUUUUCGCGAGCUUUCGAGAGUAUCCUAAGUGUUUCGUUUUUCCGAGGUCGCUUCCGAGGGUGACUGAAAUAUAAAAUAUUCGCAACGGUGGAUCCUCGAGCCUUCGAAGAAGGGGGAGAAAAAUGUGUGAUAAAAGAAAUCGAAUUAGAACGAUGCUUCUGCAAGACUAAUCAUUGUAAACACGCGCGGAGGGGAAAGGGAGAUGUUUAAUUAAUAUUGCGCCAUUCUUAGGACGUUAGAUACAUUGUUGACGAGUCGUUUGCGACCAAAUAAGCUUGAGACGUUACUAUAUGACAUAUAUGUGAACCAUCCGUUUCGGGGGGAGGGGAGGGGGGAAGGUGUAACGCGGUGGUGGGACGGAGGGGGUUCGAAAGAAUCAUAUGCUACGUGUACACAAAUUUUCUAGGAGGCUAAACGGUUAACACCAAGUAACAUGCAAUAUCUGAUACCGAUAAAAUCCUAACGCAUUAUAUACUUUAGGACUUAUACAAAUAAGCAAUCUUCUAUAAGUUCUAGCGGAUUUCAUAACCCACCAGUUUCAUAAGUCUCUAUUACGAUAUGACGCUGUAUAAUAGUAUCAUUUGUACUGAAACGUUUGUACGGAUACGGAUAACAUAAUUUAAGGGGGGGGUUCAUCUCGACCGCUAUGAUUUUUCUCUCCGGUGUCGCAUGCGUUAAUUGUGUCCGCUCCUACGCGAAACAAGGGACAUGAUUCCGUCGCAGCUUUUUACUCGUAUAGCCUACAUGAGUCUCUGCUUUUUAGUAUUUACAAUCAGAGUAUUAUUAUUUGUACAGAAUUGCUGAUAUUUAUUAGAUAUUUAUUAGAUCUAUUUAUUGACUAUAGAAGUUGAUUAUUUAUAUCGCGACGAGUCACGGCGAUCAGUGGUUUAUACUGGCUCAGGCUGCCCCAGACUGAUUUACAAUUGAUGUGCGCGAUUAAGCCGAGGGCUAUUGUAUAAUUUACGAUCGCGUAAACUCUUGAGUCGAGCGUACACGUUAAUUCGUUUAUUCGCCGGGGCACUGCGUUUACGAGACCCGCACCUCCGAUCGUACAAGCACGGUAUUUCUUUCCGCGUCACGUCUGUUACUUUCCGCGUCUCCUCGCAUCUAGAGCUGUAGUACGUCUACGUGUAUUCAUCCAUUUGUACGCCGUCCUUAUAUAUUGACCAUGAAAUUCCAAUCAAACGAGCGAUGUUGGUUUGAACGGCCGCGCGCUCCCCUCGAUUGUGCGAUAUCGAGGGCUGGACUGGCGCGCGGUCAAUUUUCGUUUUGCGACAGUUCAUCGGAAACCCAUGCAAAGAUUUGGGGGAAGAAGACACUGGUGGGCAGUUCAUCUCGAGGGAAAGGAAAAGGCAGUUAAAGCGCCGCUCGUCACGCAUCUCGCCAUAUCCGCGGACAUUUCCGUAGAACACGUCACCUCGCCGGAAGUCGUUCGUAGGCCUGGCGAGGCGAUUCCUCAUCUCUGUGUAAAAUCGCGGUUGAAAAGCGACCAAGCCAAGGGUGAUAUAUCUAAAACACGCGAGACGCGAUUUUGUAGAACCUAUAAAUAUACACAUAUAUAUGUAUACACGCAUACACAUACAUAUAUACAUAGACAAUAAUUAUAUACCCGCUGUUGGAGGAAUACCAUGGCAAAUGCGGUUCGCGUAACGAUAUUUCACGAUGAACGACCGAAGAAGAAGCGACACUACCCUCGGCGACUACCCGGGGCAAAUAGAAGCAGGUUUCCGCGAGUGAAUCUCUCGUCGUGGACGGAAUCGCGAUUAUUAAUGAAGAUCUGUCGCGGGGAGAGACAGAAAGAGGAGGAGGAAGAAAAGCGCAGAGGAGUUGGACGUUUCGACCGCGGUUCCCUUAACGGACGGUUCCUCUCGUCGUUCCUCGUUGGCGCAAGGGGGUGAUAGUAAAGUCUAUUUUUGCAUAUAACAUGUAACAAAGAGGCUGCCGAAAUCUCUUCUAUUUGCAUUACGUAAUGCGUUUUGCGCGAUCGCUUCUCGCCGACUGUAAUUAACGGCCGUACGCCUUUCCUUCCUUCGAUUAUCCCUUCGAGCCCUUCGUCGACUUGUUUCCUUCGCGCGCGGUCUGCGAUUGUAAAUCGCAGGUCGUUCUAAUCCUCGCGGGGAACGUAACUUCUCGGCUCUCAGGAGCGAUAUUUUUAUACGGGAUAUGCGAGCGGCUCGCUCGAGCUUAGAUUGAUCAACGCUUGGAAUCAAUGUCUGUUUAUAUCGAAUUUGUUACGUGAAAGAAUUGACGAAUUCGCGAAUAACGCUUCGGUUGGAGAGGCUUUCGCGUACGAAGGGACGAGCGUGAACGCCGAUUACAGCGUGCAGCGAGAAACGUUCGCUUUUAAUUGUCACCCGUCUUCGUCUCCAUCGUCUUCGAAGAAGGGAACGGAACACCGCGAUUUCCAUGCGAUUUGGCUGUUCCACGUGUCACAAGGAGUUUCUGUUUCAACCUGUCCGAGAACACUUUGCGUGCAAUUCAGUUUGUCAAAACUUGUAUGAGUAUCUGCAAUACUAAACGGGAACAUUAAACGCAAGAAUUCGAAACGGAAUCUGCAACAAAA